GGCCAGAGUUAUCUCAACUCACACAGCAUUCAUUGCAAUCAACAAAGAAAAAAAUGAGGCUGUUCAGGGCCCUAUGGUCAAGCGACGUAUUCCAUUCGCUGGUUUUAUGCAAGGGGGUGGAUUUUGUUCAGGAGCACCAGUGAUGAUGGCUUGUGCAAUGCCCAGACGUACGAUGUCCCCUCCAUGUCCACCCCAACCUACAGUGAUAUUUCAGUCAUAUUGUAAUUCUAACAUUGGUGAUCUGCAAUAUCCCUUUGUGAAAACUUCAUUCACUCCUGUUCACAUCAAAUCUGUUGAAAAGAAAAAAGAGAGAACUGACCCCUUGUUAAAUCUGGUUUCCCUUCAAAAUGCUGAUGGGUCUUGGAAUCUAGAGAAAGGAUUGAUGACUUUAUUUAGUAAGACAGAAAAGGAAGUGCUGCAGAAAAUGCCAGUAGAGAUAAAGGACAAGUCGGUUUGGGCAACAUUUCUGGCACUGCUUUGGCUGCACGGUUUUAAUUCACAUCAAAAGGAUGAGUGGGAAUUUGUGGCUCUAAAAGCAGUUUUCUGGAUUAAAGCACAGACAAGCUUAAAUCCUAAAUUGUGCCUACAAGCUGGAAAUGACUUGCUGGGAUGUCAGGUGGACCUGCAAACACUGGCCCUGUAACCCUAAGAUGCAAAACAUGAUUUUUGCAAACAAAUGUACAGUUGCAUUAUAUAUUAUGUUAAGAAUUUAGUGCUUCAAGGACUUGGCGUUCUAUUUCUGCUUCUUCCUGACUUGGCUAAAAGAAUCCAAGGAUUCCCACAAUAUCUGUUUCUGUAACAUCUUUAUAAAUGUAUGCAAAUAUUAGCAAAAUGGCUAAGGCUCUUAAUGAAUGUCUUUUUGUUUUGGUUUUUGCUUUGUUUUUUGAGUUCUCACAUAUAAACUCUUGUUUACAAAUCAAACUAUGCAUAUAAGGUAAAUCAUUUUGAUUAGCUUGGGUAAAAUAUUAUUGACCGUAACUGUGCAUUGAAAUAUUUUACCUCUAAUAACAGCAUGUUCCUCUUUGAGUGCUACUCUUUUUUGAUAUGAGAUUUUUAAAAAUCAGGUAUUUGGCAGUGAUCAGUGUAGUGCUCUUGAAAUAAAAUCACAUUUUCUCUCUAGAA
Messenger RNA from Polypterus senegalus (gray bichir), 1122 nucleotides. RefSeq names its product von Willebrand factor A domain-containing protein 5A-like. The transcript has 6 exons. The coding region runs from base 74 to 643 and encodes 189 amino acids. The record is from RefSeq and is a predicted model, not a curated record. Lineage: Eukaryota; Metazoa; Chordata; Cladistia; Polypteriformes; Polypteridae.